AUGCUCAAUUUUAUGUGUCAUAAAAAUUUUUCUAUUCAAUUUCAUCCUACACAUAUGCAAAUUGUCACGGGCGAAAAUGGCUCAGGAAAAUCCACGAUAGCGAAUGCAAUUUGUCUUUGUUUGGGUGCACAAGCAAGAACCACUGGACGAAGUUCAAAUGUUCAAUCAUUUAUUCGCAAAGGAGAAACAUCAGCUCAAUUGACUAUUACCUUAGCAAAUGAGGGACUAGAAGCAUUUAAACCCGAACUUUAUGGUAAAGAAAUACAAAUCAUUCGAAGGAUUGGCUCUCGACAGUCUGGUUAUAAAAUCUUAGGUAAAACUGGAACUACAUUUUGUUUUCGUAUAAAUUCAAUAACAUAUUUAGGUGCUAACCGUAGAAUAAUAAGUACACGUAAAGAAACCAUUGAUGAAAUAAUCCAAGCAUUAUCAAUAUCUCCUGAAAACCCAUUAUGUGUAUUACAUCAAGAAAUAGCAAAAACUUUUUUAAUAAGUAGUGAUUCAAGAAAGAAAUAUCAAUUUUAUAUGAAAGCUUCACAAUUAGACCAAAUUAAACAAGCUUAUGAACAGAGUGUUUGCACUGUUCAGUUACUUACUCAACGAGUUAAUACUAUGAAAGAGAAACAUGUUGAUAUGCUUCGACAAUUAGAACCAUUAGAACAAGAGGUCAAAAAUAUCGAACUUAGACGUGAUUAUGAAGUAAAAAGGCAUGUAUUAGAAGCUGAGCUUAUUUCAGCUCGCGCUGAUCAAGCACGACAGAAAUUACUUGAGGUACAAUAUGAAUUAGAUCAAAUAAAAAAGACUAAAGAUGAUAUUGACCCUCAAAUUAUUGAAACAAAUAGAAAAAUUCUUGAAAUAGAUCAAAGAUUAGAAAAUUAUUCAAUAGAAAAAAAUGAUCUUGAAAAAGAUGCAAAUGGUUUAAAUGAAUUAGUAACAUAUUUUUCAAAGAAGAAACAAGAUAUUCAAUAUAGAAUUCAUACCCUCACUCAAGACUGUGAAAUUUACCGUAAAAUUUUAACAGACGUUGAACUUGAACAAAUUUAUUUACAAAAACAAAUAGAUAAAUAUGAAAAUCUAAAUCAACAAUCCGAUGAUAAUGAUCAACGACGUUUAAAGAUUGAUCAAGAAAUAUCCAAUCGACAAGAAAAACAAAUUGAAUGGGAUAAAAUAAUUACAUCAUUAACUGAAGAUAUACGUAUAAAUGAUGAAAACGCUCAUGAUAAACAAAUAACGAUUGAUUUUCUAAAAAAUGAAUUAAAACAAAAACAACAAAAUUUAGAUGAAUUAAUUAAAAUUGAUCGAGAUAAAACAAAUGUUUAUGGUACAUGGAUGUCAGAUUGUUUAAAAAGAAUUCAAAAAGAUCAAAGAUUUCAUAAAAAACCUAUUGGUCCAAUGGGUCGUUAUAUUCAUUGUAUUGAUUCACAUUGGUCCUAUGCUGUUGAAAAACAUCUUGCACCUAUAAUGUCAUCAUUUAUUUGUACAGAUAAUCAUGAUGAAAAAAUUCUACUUGAAAUACUUUCUUCAUAUUCAUUUGAUCGUCGCCCACCAGUCUAUGUUCGAGCUCAUUCGGAUAAAGUUCAUGAUGUAUCAGGAACAUUGGAACAUAUUAAACAAGCAAAUCUUUUAUCAAUAUAUGAUGUAUUAAAAAUUGAUAAUAUAACUGUUGAAUGUGCAUUAAUUGAUUUCAAACAAAUUGAAGCUACUAUUUUAAUUGAAAAUUUAGAACAAGUGAAACAAUUACGACAAAGUGAAAUAUUACAUUGGGAAAAAAUUGACAGAAAAGUUAAACAAGUUGUUGAAGCAUGGACAUCGGAUGGUUCAAAUAUUAAAUUUGAUAAAGCAUUUCGUAUAUAUACAAAUGAUAAACAACCAAUUAAAUAUUUUUUAACACAUAAUACAGAAUCAUUAUCAAUUGAAGAAUUGGAAAUUGAUAUAAAAUGUUCAUAUAGCCAAAUUCAACAAAUGAAUACAUCAAUGGAUGAAUUACGAACAAUUCGAAAAACGAAACUCGAUGAAAUAAAUCAAGCGAAGAAAGCUAGUACAAAUAAUAAAAAGAAAAUUAAAGAACUAAUGAAGGAACUUGAUCGUCUAAAUUCUACAAUGCCAAUCGUUCUUGAUUGUUCUCUUGCUGAUUUACAAGAAAAAGCUAAAACUUAUCUGGCUACUCAUACUGAAGCGAUUCGUAAAUAUGAUGAAGCAAAAGAAAAAAAGGACGAAAACGUUCGACAACUUGCUGAUAUAACAGAAAAUUAUGAACAUACAAUAAAAAAAAUUGAUUUCAAAACUCAUCAAUAUGAUCUUCUAAUAGAAAAAAUUAAUAAUGAACAAUCUAAUCGUUAUGAAAUUCAACAAGAAUUUAAAAAAUUAAAGAGUAAAUCUAUUCAAAUCCAUGGAAAUCUUUCUAAAUAUCAAAAAAAAUUAAAUCAAUUAACUAAAAAACAAUCAAAAAAAUCAAAAAAACCUACUAUAAUUACUCGAUCCAUUCGUGAAAUUCAACAAGAACUUGAUGCUAUUACUAGUUAUCUUAAAGCACAUGAAGACACGAAUGAAAAACGUCGAGAAGUAAUUAAUAAAUAUCGAACACAACGAGAUUCAGCAAAAGAAUAUAAACAAACUUAUGAACGAUGUUGUCAACAAAUUGAGUGUCUCAAACAAUUUAUAAACAAGCGUCAAGAAGGUUUUCUUACAAUCGCUGAACAACAUCAAUAUUAUCUUCGUGUUAAAUUUCAAAAUUUAAUGAAAAAAUAUCAGUUUGAUGAAAGUGAUAUUCAAAUAGAUCAUAAAAAAGAACAACUUGAAUUAAUUAUAAAAAAACACCAACGAGAUCCAGCAUCAUUAUCUGGUGGUGAACGAUCAAUAUCAACAUUUUGUUUUCUACUUGCACUUUGGCAAUCUAUUUAUCAACCAUUUCGAUUACUUGAUGAAAUUGAUAUUUAUAUGGAUAAUGAAAAACGAAAUUCAUCAUUAGAAGUUCUUUAUGAAAAUACUUUAUAUUAUUCAUCAUCUCAACAUAUUAUAUUUACUCCGCAAGCCGUUGAUUCACAAUUCUGGAAUGAGUUAGAUGUACCGGUUUUUAAUAUGCCAACACCAAAGCGUUCUUUAUAA
Molecule: messenger RNA, 3102 nt
Organism: Rotaria sp. Silwood1
Lineage: Eukaryota; Metazoa; Rotifera; Eurotatoria; Philodinida; Philodinidae
Source: the annotation of a GenBank genome assembly